CUUAUCGGACGCAGAAUUAAAAUUAAUACCGAACUAAAAAUUAAAAAUUAAAAAAAUAUGAUUUUUUAAUUUAUUAAAAUAAUAAUUUCAUAUUUAAUUAUUAAAAAUUAUUUUAAAUUUUAAAAAAAUUUUUAGUCUAUUAUAUAAUUAAUGUUAUUAUAAAUCUAACAAAAUGCGUUUAAAAUUAUAUUUAAGUGUUCUAUUAUUUUGUGGAUUAACUAAUAAAAUUGUAAUAUCGAAUGACAUCAUCAGUGAUAAUGAUGGUAUAACGUUAAAUGAAUUUAGUAAAAUAGGAAAAAAUAAUGAUUUAAUUAUUGAAAAUCCUAUUAAAGAUGUAGAUGUUAUUGGUAUAAAUAAAAUAAAAAAUAAUAUUAAUAAAACUGAAAAUAAAAAAAAUAUUCAUAUUGAAAAUGAUUAUGAUAUGGAUACGGAUAUGGAUUAUGAAAAUGAAGUACCAGAUACUGAUGAUGAUGAAAAUAUAAUUGUUUCACCACAUAUAAAUGAUGAAAAUCAUGAUAUAAUUCCAGUUAUAAGUGAUAAUAAUAUAAAUAAUAAUAUUAGUGUACCAAGAUUAGGAAAAUUAAUUGAUUAUGGUGAAAAUUAUGAUAUAGCACCGGAUGGAUAUAACUGGGAUCCAAAUAAUCGUAUAGCACCAUCUGAACCACCAAGACAUGAUCCAAGAGGCGGUUAUGUUAUAACACCACAACGUUUACAAGAAAUUCGUAAAGAAUUCUUUUAUUGGUUCUUUGAUAAAGAUCAAAAUCAAGGACGUGGUGAUUUUCAAAAGGAUAUUCAUUCAUCAAUAUCACAAGUUCAUAAAAAUUUUAAUUUUCAACUUCCGUUCUUUGGAUUUAGAUUUAAUUACACAAGAAUUUCAAUGAAUGGAUAUUUAGAAUUUUCAGAUCCACCAAAACAUUAUACAUAUCCAUUGGUAUUUCCAAUAAAAGAUUGGCCAAAACAGAAUGAUCCAUCGUUUAUUGGUGUAUUUUUCUCGAAAUGUCGUAUUGGAAGAAUUUAUCCAAAUGAGUAUGAUCAAAGAGAACCAGGUGUUUAUUUUAGGUUGGAGCGUGAUUUAAUGACACGUACAGAUCGUAUGGGUGUUGAGGUAAGAGAACGUACCAUGUGGGAUAUUCGACAAGGUGUAGUUGGUGCUGAUACUUUUAUACCAAAACAUGUAAUUAUUACAACAUGGAAAAAUAUGUCAUUUGCUGGUGGAAUUGAUAAUUCAUUGUAUACUACAAAUUCCUUCCAAGUAGUAUUAGCAACAGAUGAAGUUUAUACUUAUGCUAUAUUUAAUUAUGCAACAAUUACAUGGUCAUCACACACCGAAGCAGGAGGUGAUACAACAUUAGGAGAAGGUGGUACUCCAGCUUAUAUUGGUUUUAAUGCUGGUAAUGGAACAAGAUCUUAUGAAUACAAACCUUAUAGUCAGAAUUCAGUUUUAAGAGAUCUAACUGGAAGAGGUUGGGCAAAUGGUUUCCCUGGGCGUCAUAUAUUCCGUAUAGAUGAAAAAAUUAUGUUAGGAACAUGUAAUAAAGAUAUUGACGGAUCACAUUUACCUUUGGUUUUCGCUCCGGAAUCCGGAAAUAUGUUGGGUGGAACUGUUGUUAAUAUUACUGGACCUUGCUUUGAUAAGUCGCAACGUGUUGUUUGUCAUUUUGAUACAGAGGAUGUUGUAGCAACAGUUGUUGAUAGUAACCGAGCAAUAUGUGUUCAACCAUUCUUAAAAGCACAAGGUUACGUGCGUUUUGAAAUAUCAGUUGGUAAUGAACGUUAUAAAUGGAGAGGAAAAUAUUUUGUUGAAACACCGUCAACUGCAAUUGAAAAAAUUUUCUUUGUUGAUCGCAGUGUAUAUGAAAAAAUGCCAAGAGAAAUUAAAAUUCAGUGGACUGCUAUGAAUUUAACAACAAAUUUAAAUUCAAAUGUUCAAAUAUCACUUUGGGGAUACUCUGAAGCGACAAUUAAACCACGAUUGGAAUACAUUGAUAUCCUUGAGACUGCUGUGAGAAAUACUGGUGAAUAUACCAUUUCUCCAGCAAAUUAUCGACUUCGUGAUAAUCCGAAAAAUAUUGAUAUGCAAUUUGGUUUUCUUCAAAUAAACUUAACAAAUCCUGAAUCGUAUGAAGGAUUGAGAUUAUCACCGGUUCUGUGGUCUCGACCGAUUCCUUUGGGAUGGUACUUUGGUCCACAAUGGGAAAGAAGACAUGGUAGGCAAUGGCCAAGAGCUCUGUGUGAAAAUUGGUUCCGAACUGACAGAUUUUUAAGUAAUUUUGUUGCUGAGCUGCCAUUAUGUCCUUGUAGAGUAGAACAUGCUCUAUAUGAUAAAGGACGUUAUUUACCUGAUCCAGAUUGUGAUAAAGAUUCUAAUCCAACAUGUUUAUUAAAUCAACAAGCGGUUCACUGUGUUCGAAGUGGACAACCUAGCGAUCAGGGCUCUGAACAACAAUGUUGUUACGAUCGUUAUGGCAGUCUUAUUUUAUCAUACGAUGUAAUGUAUGGCGCAAGACCAAAGCGAGCACAUAAUGUUGGUAAAAUGCCAUGGAAUGAAGCUGGUAAGGUUCCAACAUUAUCCCAAUGGUUCCAAGAUAUUAGACCAUUUUUCUCUUGCUGUUAUUGGCAAGAUGAACAGGCAGUUGGAUGUGAAACUUUGCGUUUUGAAAGAAGACCUUCUCAAGAUUGUGUAGCCUAUCAAUCACCAGGUGUCGCAGCUGUUUUUGGCGAUCCUCAUUUUGUUACAUUCGAUAACUUGCCAUAUACAUUUAAUGGUAUGGGUGAAUUUGUUUUGGCACGAGGUAAUGAUGGGCGAGAAAAAUUCGAAGUACAGGGUCGAUUUGAAAGGGUUGCUAAUAAUGUGCAUGGAGAAGUACAAGCCACACAUUUGACAUCAGUAGCUACUCGUGGUAAUACAACAACUGUCAUUGAAGUUAAAUUAAGACCACCGCAAGCUCAAUGGCGUUACAGAUUGGAUGUGUAUGCUGAUGGCCAAAGAAUUUAUUUUGAUAGACCAAGUUUGAAAUUCCAGUAUUUUCAUGGUGUAACAGUAUAUACACCUACAUACAUUUUAAAUCAGUCCGAGGUUAUUAUUAUGUAUUCAUCAGGUGUAGGAGUAGAAGUAAUUGAAAACUCAGGUUUUAUGACUGCUAGAGUUUAUGCACCAUGGUCGUUUAUUAAUAAGACAAGUGGAUUAUUUGGAAAUUGGAGUUUUGAUCCCAAUGAUGAUUUUACUUUACCGGAUGGUCGAGUGGUUGCUGUAAAUUUAAAUAAUUUCGAAAAUAUUCAUAAAGAAUUUGGAAAAAAAUGGAUGUUAGCCGAUCAAGAAAUACCAGGUGUUGGAGCCGCAUUAUUCACACGAGAGUAUUCACGUGCUGCAAGCCAUUUCUCGAAUGAGAGUUUCAUACCGAAUUAUGUAAGAGAUCCAAAAGAUUUUCUGCCAACAAAUCGUUCGUACGAUAUAGAAAGAGCUGAAGAAUUGUGUGGAGACAAUUAUCAAUGCAAAUAUGAUUAUGGAAUGACACUUGAUAGGGACAUGGCUCAUUUUACGCGAAAUUAUCAUGCUAGUGCCGUUAAUAUAAAAACUUUAAAUGCAGAGGAACAAAUUUCUUGCGGACGUUUAGAAACUCCAAGAUUUGGUAGAAAAUUAAGCUUUGAUUUCAAGCCUGGCGCUCAAGUCUCAUUUGCUUGCAAUGAAGGUUUUGUUUUAACAGGUGAUCAGAGAAGAACUUGUUUAGCUAAUGGUAAAUGGGAUGUUCCUGUAGCUGGUUAUACAGAGUGUCUACGUGAAGUUUACUAUACAAGACAGACAGCAUGGAUAGCAACAGGCAUUAUUUUGGCUGUAAUAGCACCCAUUAUGUUAUGCAUUGUUUGUGGUGUUUAUUGUUAUCGCAAACGUGCUCUUCGCGAAGAUCCAGAUUUCAAAUUGGCAUCAACAUUACCAAGAUCAAGAUCAACAUCUAAAUCAAAUUUAAGGCAUAUGAAUAGUGAUGCAAGUGAUACCACAACUGAUCAGGAUACAUUAAAAAAAAGUAGGUCUUAUGAAAGAGUAUAUCGUACACAUGAGCCAUUACAUGGUAAACCUAAUGCUGAAUUUCCAGAAAAAAAAUGGGAACUGGAUGAAGAUGAUGAAUUCACAUCAUCAGAAGGUGGUAGUGAAUUGAAUAAUGCUAAAAUCGCAAGGGAUAUUGAAUAUAUUAAUAAAACAGGUGCUGCUUCAACUGGUGACAAACAACAGAGGCAAUUGGGAAGAAGAUCACUUAGAUUACAAGAUGAUAUUAUUGCUGAAGAAAAUAAAGAUGCUGGUGGAGCUGGUACUGGUCCAACUUUUGAUGAUCAACCAUCUUAUCCAACUUCACCGGUUUUAUCACAACAAUAUAGUCCAACAUUUAGUGCUGCUGAUCAAAGAAAUAGUCAGGCGAGUAGCAAUAGUGGUUUACCACCAGCACAAGUUCAACCAAUACGUUAUUCUGGUGUUAAAGUCUUACCAACACCAAUAUCUCCCAUACCUGGUACCAUACAUGAUAGUAAUGUAUUUUAUAAUAGACCAGCACCAGCAACACCAAUAACACCAUCAGCUCAACCGCUUUCACAAACAAUUGGAUUACCAUCACCGAGUGAACCGAAUCAAAGAUCAACUGAAGUUUAAUCUAUAAAAACACAUUAUAUAUUUCUAAAUACAUAGUUUCAUUUGUUCUUUAACAUUUUUAUAUACAUUUAUAUUUGUAAUUUAUAAAAAAUUUAUUGGUAUAUAUUUCAUUUCUAAUAAUUAUACAGUUUUUUUUUUUCAUUUAUUUUAAUCUGUACCAUAAUUUUCAUUUUUAAGAAAAUAUUGUCUAUUAUAUGUUUAGAGAUUUCAUAUUGUAUGUAUUUGUUUUAAUAUGUAAAUUUUCUUUUGAGAGUACAAUAAUAUAAAUUAUUAAUUUUAAAUGAAAUUGGUUUAAAAUUCUAUAACAAAAACAAAAAAAAAAAACUGCAUAUUUAUAGGCGUAGUAAUUUUAUUUAACUUUAAUUUUUUUCUAAUUUUCUUCUUGUAAUAAAACUGCUUCAAUGGUAAUUAAAUGUUUUGUUUUUCCUAUUAACAAUAGCAAAAUGAUACUAACUUGUGGGAAAUAUACUCUUCCCCCGAUAUAGUUAUGAAUUUUUGCUUUUAGCUCAAAAAAGCUUGUUAAACAUUUUGUCAUAAUUUUAAAACAAGAGUUUUUAGUUUAUGUAUUAAUUAAAUUUUUUUACUAAUUUUACAUUUAUUUUAUAAUAACAUUAAACAUUAAAACUUUUACUAACCAGAUUUCUUCAAAAAUUUCCUUAAAAUAGAUGUUCUAGAAAAUCAAUUUUAUUUAAGCAAUGCAAUGGUUCGACCAUGACUAUUUAAAUACAAAUUUUAAAAAUUUUGUAGCCAAUUUAGAAAUAUAAUUAACACCUUUAUUAACGUUAUAUAACAAAUUCAUAUUUUGCAAAAUUUUUAUACAAAUUUUGUGAAAUUCAUUUUCAAAUGAUUUUUUAAAUUUAGUAUUAAAAGUACAAUUAAAUUAAAUUUUAAAUCAUAACCAUUAUUAA
Molecule: messenger RNA, 5547 nt
Organism: Condylostylus longicornis
Lineage: Eukaryota; Metazoa; Arthropoda; Insecta; Diptera; Dolichopodidae
Gene: mesh
Product: protein mesh
Exons: 15
Coding region: 173-4639 (1488 amino acids)
Biological process (GO): cell-matrix adhesion
Source: RefSeq, a predicted model, not a curated record